Rhipicephalus microplus (southern cattle tick) is the source of this 1374-nucleotide messenger RNA. RefSeq lists its product as uncharacterized. The record is from RefSeq and is a predicted model, not a curated record. NCBI's taxonomy places the organism in Eukaryota, Metazoa, Arthropoda, Arachnida, Ixodida, Ixodidae.
AUGUCGGGCGGCUGGGAGUACACGCUGACCGGCUUCGGCGACUUCCUCGAGAUGCGGCGGGUGCUAUUCGUGGAGCCGAUGCCGGCCACUCGCCUAUGCGGUGUCUGCCGCUUGCUGCCUUCCCGAACUUCGCAGCUGCCGUGCGGCCACGUUUUCUGCGAAAGCUGCUACUCGCAAGUGCCGCAAGGAAAGGACCGCUGCUGUCCGUUCGACGGGAAGAAGUUCACCGACUCCGACGUUCAGUCGUUGAGCAUCGAGCUGCGCCAGCUCGAACAAUGCUGCAUCGUGUGCGUGGCCGGCUCGAGUGUGUGCAACUUCUCCGGCAAACUGUCCGAGCUCGCCGAUCACAUGGCUCGGUGCGGCAGCGGGGAGACCAAGUGCGGAAAGUGCGAGCGAACCGUUUUCCGCAGUCUCGCGGUGGAUCACUACCGAAAAUGCACCGGGCCGUUGCGUGCGGCGAAAGCCGAAGUCGACGCCAAGGGAAUCGGAGGCGCUCCCAAUAUGGUGGACGUCGAUAGAAGCACGCGGGAGCUGAUGCUGAGCAAGGGCGUCGACCUGGAAGCCGUUUUCAGCUGCUUCACCAACGCUUUGGCCGAAAAGGUGGCCACCCUCGAACGUCAGUUGCUCGAAGUGCAGAAAAAUUCGUCGGUCGCGACUGCGUCAAAGGCGGCGGAAAUCCAGGGGCCGUACCGCGCUGCGUCAAGAGCUGGCGUUUUGAUCACCACUUGCAAGUUCGCCAACAUUUACGAAGGGUUGGACUCGUUGAACGAGAAGAAAAAAGAACUCACCAAAUCAACGGACACGUAUUUGCUAGGUGGUUACACUUUCGAGCUCAACUGCAGGUUCACUAAGAAGGAGAACGGCGUUUACCUUGCUUUUAUUCUUUUCUUGCGCGACGGCGAAUGGGACAGUUACGUGGAGUGGCCUUUCAAUAAGAAGGUGACCUUCAUCGUCAUGCACCCAAGGAAUGAGUCAAAAGACAUCCGCUUGCCGGUAACCAUGGAUGGCCACGAUUUGGUGAAGAAGCCUAGUGCCGGAGCUUCGAACUGGGGUCGUUACACGGGCGAAAAAAACUGGAAGGAUAUUGAAAUGGCAAGGAAAUCGUGGCACCGCCACUGGGACGAGGACUGCAACAAAGCCGCGUGCACGCGUCCACACUGCGCAUGCGCGUCCGACGAGCCACCAGCCGGAUUGCGACCGGACCAGGCGCUGCAGCUCGUAAUGCUGACGUUCGACGAUUCCAUCACCAAGACCAACAUGAUCUUCUACCACGAGCUGCUUGAGGGUUCCCGCAGGAAAAACAAGAACAGGUGUGGCAUCGCGGCCACUUUUUUCGUGUUGCACGAGUACACAGACUACACGGCCGUCAACUAG